Messenger RNA from Fragaria vesca subsp. vesca, 1096 nucleotides. RefSeq names its product auxin-responsive protein IAA7-like. The transcript is spliced from 4 exons. The coding region runs from base 152 to 841 and encodes 229 amino acids. Gene Ontology annotation, biological process: regulation of DNA-templated transcription. The record is from RefSeq and is a predicted model, not a curated record. Gene Ontology annotation, molecular function: protein binding. Gene Ontology annotation, cellular component: nucleus. NCBI's taxonomy places the organism in Eukaryota, Viridiplantae, Streptophyta, Magnoliopsida, Rosales, Rosaceae.
AGUGGUUUUUGCCUGGAGGUGAUUAUUGAAUCUUCUACGCAGCUUAUGCUCUAUUUAUAUCUAAAAUGUGCAGGUAGGUACUGCAAAGUGCAAACUAUCUAUCUAAGUAGCAGACUGACUCGCCGGGAAAGCUGACGUGAGCGUGUGGAAGAUGGCGAUGAGUUAUAAGGACACUGAGCUGACCUUGGGAUUACCUGGUGGAGGAAGCCGUGGUUAUUCCACAGGUGGAGGAGUCUACGGAGAGUUGAUGAAACGUGGGUUCAUAGAGACCCUUGAUGAUCCUCACGACCUUGACCUGCUUAGCUCUACCGGAGAGGAGUUUCGUGGCCAAGUUAAACCGGAGGAUGAGCAGUCGGAAGCAGCUAACUACUCUUCCAUUAGAAACAGUACUACUGCCGUGAAAGCCCCAACUGCAAAGGAUCAAGUAGUUGGGUGGCCGCCGGUGAGAUCGACGAGAAAUAAGGCUUUGGACUCCAAGAACUUAAAGAACAUCAGCAGCAGUAAAUAUGUGAAAGUGGGAGCUGAUGGAGCUCCUUACCUGAGGAAAGUAGAUUUAGAGAUGUAUACAAGUUAUGAGGAGCUAUUAACAGCCAUGGAGAAAAUUUUCACUUCCUUCACCAUAAACGGUAAGCAGUACAUGGAGGAUGAUAGGAAGCAACAGGUGCUUCUUAUGAAACAUGCAGUAGUGAAUGGAAUGGUGGAAUAUAAUCAAUAUGUGCUGACAUAUGAAGAUAAGGAUAAUGACUGGAUGUUAGUUGGAGAUGUUCCUUGGAAAAUGUUUAAGGAAUCGUGCAAACGUAUCCGGUUGAUGAGAAGUUCAGAAUCUGUAGUCAGAAAUUGAUAUGAUCGAUCCAAGUACUGGACAUUCCAGCUGAUCAUCGAUCUCAGGAUCGAGGAUCCGUCAUAUAUAUGUAUGGUGAUAUAUGUUAGAUAUAUAAGAGAUCGACCUACUUUCGCUCUCUUUUCUGUGCUCAUUCGAGAAUAUGAUCAUCAUUGUACGUUUUAAUUCUGUAUCCUUUUGCAGUAGUGCAUGUACAUUGUAAAUACUCGACUGAUUCACUGUUGCUUUCGACUAUGGGAGUAGAGGAAAUUUUUC